This is a messenger RNA of Mugil cephalus (flathead mullet), 1178 nucleotides long. It is a transcript of the gene nanos2, whose product is annotated as nanos homolog 2. The record is from RefSeq and is a predicted model, not a curated record. Lineage: Eukaryota; Metazoa; Chordata; Actinopteri; Mugiliformes; Mugilidae. Gene Ontology annotation, cellular component: perinuclear region of cytoplasm. Gene Ontology annotation, molecular function: zinc ion binding; mRNA binding. The coding region runs from base 382 to 870 and encodes 162 amino acids. Gene Ontology annotation, biological process: oogenesis; negative regulation of translation. The transcript has a single exon.
AUUGUACUGUAGUCUGUUGAUGUAUUGUCCCUCAUGAGUUUAGGAUUUCUAUAUAUGCUGACACACAUUAUGUUCAGAACUGUGAAAGCAGCUGUUUUUCUUCAUAAAUGUUCUAAGAAGUCUGAGCAUUAACCAGCUGGGUCCUUAUCAUGCCACAUUCCCAUUGCUUUUCCUUCAUCUAGAAGACCGACAUAAAAUACUGGAUAAAAGACAAUAUUUCAAACGGCGCCAACUUUUCUUUUUUCUCUCUCUCCAGGCACCUGUCAGCAAUCUAGUCUUGAAACAGUGUUGCUGUUUAGCCCCGUUCCAGUUUCGGAUGCCUAUAAAUAUGCCACGCUCCAAACACAAAAUCACCACGAUUUUUGCCCAAAAACGACAAGUAUGCAAGGACGAGACAAUCUCCAGCGUUCGCUCAUCUCAAAUGGGGACGGCUACGACAUGUGGCACGACUACAUGAACCUGGGCAGACUACUGGAGAGGAUGUGUGGCAGGCGAGAGUUGGGCCACGGGGACACCCAGGGUCCCAAGAAGGAACCAGCAGCAAACUGGAGUUGCAUCCAGACCUCAUCCCGGCGUAAGGACCCCAAGGGCUCGGUUGAGACCAGUUCAGUCAGCAGCCUGUCGGACAUCAGCUGUACCGGGACCUCCUCGGACUACUGCCGCUUUUGCAAGCAGAACGGGGAGUCUGCAAUGGUGUACCGGUCACACAAGCUCAGAUCAGCGGACGGGAAAGUCACCUGUCCCGUCCUCCGGAAAUACACCUGUCCCAUCUGCGAAGCCACUGGGGAUGACGCGCACACGCGCCGCUACUGUCCGCAGGCGCAGCGGCAAGAGGCUCCCAACAUGCUGCCAGGGUCCAAGUUCUGGUAGCUGACGGAUAAGACUGGAAAAGACUGUAAAUAAUUCACAUGAAAAUGUUUUGGGCGUGCGUUCAUGUGUUCAUAGACUGUUUCAGCGUUGUUGACUUUCAAACAGAGAUGUUCUGCUGCAUAUGAUCUGCUCUGAGUAGACAAAGUGUGUGGGUUUAUAUAUAUAUCUAUAUCUAUAUCUAUAUAGAGAUGUUGAUAUAUAUAUAAACAAUAUGUUGUUAUAAAACGUGUUUACUAAAAGUGUUUAUAAUUCUUAAGUGGCUUUUUGUGCAAGCUAUAUUAUUAAAAUAUAUAUAUGGGAAGAGUUAA